Messenger RNA from Ylistrum balloti, 9351 nucleotides. Its product is annotated as protein stoned-B-like. Gene Ontology annotation, biological process: clathrin-dependent endocytosis; synaptic vesicle endocytosis; regulation of endocytosis. Lineage: Eukaryota; Metazoa; Mollusca; Bivalvia; Pectinida; Pectinidae. The record is from RefSeq and is a predicted model, not a curated record. The transcript has 3 exons. Gene Ontology annotation, cellular component: AP-2 adaptor complex; synaptic vesicle. Bases 174 to 4199 code for a protein of 1341 amino acids. Gene Ontology annotation, molecular function: clathrin-cargo adaptor activity.
UACCUGAACAGCUGAUUUCUCCUGAUGCUGAUAAAACCUUGUCAACCUCGAGUAAUACAUCCCCUGAUUCUUCUGUUAUUUUAACCUCUCCGCCACAACCUGUGGGCAGUAAGACUGUCAACAACCUUAAAUAAAAACAGCAUUAUAUCAUAUAUACAGAUCCCAGCAUAGCGAUGUCUGCCAGCUUUGAUGAGUCCUCCAACCUUGUAGAUGUAACUUCCCCAACAACCACAGAAGACUUCAGUAAACUUACUGUUGAUGCUCAUCCUUCAGACAAAUCUGAGUCUCAUGAUAAAUCGAAAGGAUUUGGAUUUAUAAAGAAACGUGCCAAGUCACCAUUUAGAUCUCCUCUCAAAUCACCUCUUAAAUCUCCUCUCAAGUCACCUUUCAAAUCCAAGUCAAGUAAACUGCCCAGUAAAGAUGCUCAUAAAGAUCCCCUCAAAGAAACGUUUAAAGACACUUUCCUUGAUGACGUGAAAGAUGUUCCAGACAAGGAUGCUGUCGAUAAAAAAUCAGAUGACUGGCAAGCCUUCCAGCAAAUGCAAGAUAGAAUUAAACAAAAUGUUCUAAAGACUCAGACUAGUUUAAAUAAAUUGUCAUCCGAUAACUCAGAGACUUCCACUGGUAAUAAUAUCAACAACGAAAAGCGCCAGAAACUUGAUGAAUCUUUCUGGUCAAGUUUUGAUGACACUUCUUCCUUAAUUCCUCCAAGUCCACAUGGUGUUAAUAAAGAAAAAUCGUCUGAUCAGAACUCUGAGCUCAGUGUAGCAAACUUCCCAAACCUCAAAGUCACACCGACCCCCUCACCAAGAGGAACACCCUGUCCCCCUGCCAACAGUCUUCGCACCAGCAUGGAAAACCUUAUGGGUGAUGACCCUGUAGGGAGUAAGGAUGAGGUGGCGGACCUUCUCGGACUGACCAGUGACCCCACAGACACUGACCAGGCUCCUGCUGACUCAACCUACUUAAUGAAUCAGGAUUUGCUUGGUCUUGAUAACAUUCUGUCAUCAACAGGCGAGUCACAGCAUGGCAGCAGCAUGUGUAGCAGUUUUGAUGGCUCCGACAUGGUGUUUGGAACAGUUUCCCAUAGUGAAAGGUCUUCUCAAAGAUCAACCCCAUUGGGUUUUGACCCUUGGGAGGAUGACCAGCGAAUCCCAAUGGGAACACUUUCUUCAACUUUUGUUAGCAGCAUGGUUGAUGAGUUUCUACAGCUGGACACAAUGAAGGAAGUUUCUCAAGCUGAUCUGAAUCCAUUUGAUUCUUCUGGGGACAAACCAAAGUCAAACAUUAUUGCUUCCCUUGAUCCAUUUUCUGCUAAAAAGGUGAAAGAGAAAGCACCUCUCCCACCUACAAAUAGAGAGGUUUUGCCACAACCUACCACAGAUGUCCUGUCACAAAGUUCUGAAAUUCUCCCACCAACAUCGCAAAACUUUCUCCAUCAAACUGAAUCCGAUAUUGUGCCACCAGCAGACAAACAGUUUCCUGCCCCAUUACCUAUAGACUUCAGUCAGGCAUUUGGAGGAAGUGUGAAUCUGUCAGAUGAGGCUGCUUCCUCACAUUUUGAUGCCUUUAGUCAGUUAGGUGAAGACUUACUUCCUCCAGCUGUUGUCCCUACAGAGGUCAGUACCUCUGCUGAUUUCCUUCAGGGAUUUGAGGGUACAGAAAAUGAUAGCACAGAGAUUAAGGAGGGAUUUUCCCAUAUAAUGCCAGUGGAAGUGUAUGAUAAUUUAGGAUUUGGUGUCACAGACCCUUCCAAAGAUCCCCAAGUUGAUGAACAGGAUGGCGGAGACCCUCCAGAGCCUCCAAGUGAUGUGACAGCUGCCAACAAUCCAUUCCUUACAUCAGACAUUGGUGAGCAGCCACCAGUGAACUCUGACCUAUUUGAUGACAACUUCUUUGAAACCAAAGGUGCUUCUCAGCCCCAAUAUUCUCAGGAUGCAUUUUCAAACAUCUGGGGAAAUGCUUCCUCUGAAAAUGUAGGUCAAAGCAUUAAUCCAUUUCAGGAAGAUUUCUUCUCAAUUGACAAAAUUCCAGAUACUAAAUCAGAUUUUCCAGGAGAAGCUUCAGACAGCUUUUCCACCAGUACUAGCAAUAACCCUUUUCUUCAGGAUGAUCCAACUGCUGUUUUCUCAACAGUUCCCACAAUGUCAAAUGCUAACCCAUUCUUAGACGAUACUGCACCAACCACUAAGACUGAGCUCUCUGACAUAGACAGCUUUCUACUUGGUAAUGCUUCUGCAGAAAAAGGCCCACAGACUGUCAAAUCCCCAACACUUGAUGAUUUUGAUCCUUUUGGAAUGUCUGCCCAGAGGGCAGAGGAGAAUCAAUUUGACCAAAUUGUACCAGAGGAGGGAGCUUCUGAGGACGCAUUUACCGCAGUGGCAACCUCUGGUGAGGAUCAGCUGGUCCAGCCUGAUGAUGAUGAGGAAGAUAAUACAUUUAUGCUAGAGAUAAAACCAGUGAAACCAAACAGCUUGGGAUCAAUUAGGUCAUCUGAACCCCCACCAGCACUUAAACCCCCUCCCAGACCCCCGCGGUCUCCCCAGCCCCCAAGGGAAAACCCCUUUAACAGGGACUCUCCUCCUGAGGAGAACUUUGCUGAAUUUGAGAUUCGUGGUGGGGAUGAUACUCCUCGAGAGAAGGACAGCAAUUUGGAAAGUCUGCCAAGCUUCUCAACAGAGGACAAUACUCCAGAAGAGGAGCUUGCAGCUCUUCCUCCCCUGGAUCCUUUCUAUCCCAAUACAGACCAAGACGUCUGGAGUCUGAUGCUGAGGCAACCCACUAAAAAGAAGCUUACCACAAACCGAUUCUGGAAGCAGGUAUAUGUGAAGCUAGUGAAGCAGAAGGAUGGGCCUGUCCUGAAAGUGUACCAAGAAAAGGAUGACUCAGAUGCUUUUACUGAACUGAUUCUCCAACCCUGCUACUCCAUAUCUGAGGUGUCUCUCCAACAGUAUGAUCAGUAUGGAAAAAUCUACACAGUUAAGGUCCAGUACAUCUUCUAUAGAGAGCGGGUCGGUCUGCGUGCUGAGAGGAUCACACCAGCCUUUGUAAAGAAGCCAAAGGCUACUAUGAUUCUUGCUCAUGCUCCACAGGUAUCUGAAAUGCUCAAAUUUGGCAGUUUAGAUAAAGAGGAAAUCUCAUCAUUUGUACGUGAAGUGGAGAAUGCAUUAAUGAACAUGGAGGCUCGGCGUGAAAAGACACUUACUUAUAUCAAGGAUGAGGCCUGUGCUGAAGUGUGGGAUGAAUAUAAAGCAGAAUUGGACAAACAGGGCAGGAUUAUAACUCAGAAGGCACGUGUGAGGGCUUUCUUUCUUGCCUUUGUCACUGGCAUGCCAACAUGUGAACUUGGAUUAAAUGACAAACGGAGGCGAGGCAAGGAGGUAGUAGGUCGUCAUGACAUCAUCCCCAUAAAGACAGAGGAGUGGAUUCGUCUGGAGGACGUGCAGUUUCAUUGCUGUGUUGAUCAAAAUGAGUUUGAAAAAACAAAUAAUAUAAAAUUUCAUCCUUUGGAUGCUUGUCAGUUUGAACUGUUACGAUAUCGUGUUCGUCUACGUGAAAACAAAGAAUUGCCUUUACAGCUCAAAGUUCAACAAAUUUUAAAGGAAUCGAAGGUAGAAAUCCGUUGUGACAUACUUGUAACUGGCUAUCACUCCUUCAGUAAAAAGCAUGGACAAUUUCCUUGUGAGGACAUUGAGAUUCGCUUUCCUAUUCCGGAGCAAUGGGUGUACCUAUUUCGUUAUGAAAAACGGUUUGGUUAUGGUGCAUUUAAGUCAGCAACUCGCAAGCCAGGUAAAAUCAAGGGCUUGGAGCGGAUCACAAUGAUUGCCCAGGGACUGCUGACACCAACACUGAUGGAGGCUGAUGUAGGCGUAGCUAAGUACGAACACCUGUACAAGGCUGUAGUGUGGAGGAUCUCCCGACUCCCAGAGAGAAAUGAAGGAGCAUACAAGAGUCACCUGUUUAGAAUGACUUUGGAGUUCGGACCACAUGAUGAAAUUCCAGAUAAUUUUGAAUCACAUGCGGAAGUGGAGUUUACAAUGCCCUCAUGUACAGUGUCUCAGUCUCAGGUCCGCUCCAUCUCUGUGGAGAACCCCAAUCCUCCAGACAAGUGGGUUCGCUACAUUGCCAAAUACCAGUAUCGUAUAGAGAUUGACCACAUCAAUGAAGUGGACAAGGCCAGUCCUGGCAGUGAUAACUGACCAGUAAUCUCUUUUACAAACUGACCAGUUGUGACCUCAAACUCACCUUGGGUACAGAAGUAUAAGACAACUUGAUAUGUGUAAGAGAGAUAUCCCAGAUUGUGAAUGUCAGAGUGAGGACUACCAAGUUAUACAAGGUAGACCUAAAACAUGUACCUCAGAUGUGGUCUGCCUGAGAAUGUGUUUUGAGGAAUGGAUCAUUCGAUUCAUGUGUACCAGCAAAAUUUACCUUAAAAGGUGAUGAAGGAUCACAGGGUACUAGAAUAAGUUGGCCAAGUUCGGUUAUGAGUUAAGUGUACUGGGAUAAGUUACCUUAGUUCAGGGGCUAGGGUUUUAAAGUACCCCAAUAAGCCAAUAGAUGUAGGGUAUGAAGCGAUAUUGCGUUGAGAAUUAUGUCAGUGUUUGCCAACCUAUUCUCACCAAGUGCCCAUUCUCGCCACAACCUAGAUGAUGAUUAAUGUCUCUGUAUCACCACAUUAUCAAUGAUAGGUAGGAGUGGCCUGAAGAAUGUACCUGAUGAGAAUGGGCAGUCAGUGUGCCUCAACGCUCACAAUGGAAUUUCUACUUUUUCAUUUUUCAUUAUUUUUGUCUUUCUACAUAGGGAAGAGGUAUGUGCAUUGAUUUGGUUAUUUUUUCUAUAUGAGAUCUGCUUUUACUUCCACAAAUAAGAGAGAAAUAGAUCUGUCUUUACCAUUAUCAUAUACAUAUAAUGUCAUUUUACUAAUAUAUAAUAUGCUAUGUAUAGUUAUAUUUGACUUUAUCAAUAUAUAAUAAACCUUUGACAUUAUCUGAUACUGGCUACGCUGUUUAUGCGAUGGAAAACCCACCUCCAAUAUAUUGUUGAUUCUUUGUUUUUAUGUAUAUGUUAUUAUUCACUGUAACAUUCAUGUAGACGUUAUUGUCUAUAAAACUGACAUUAAGCUAAAGUUAUAUAACAAAUACUGGACAGAAUAGAUAAUAUGAGAUGGUAGUGUUAUUGAGUGUAAGGUGAACCAUUUUACUGUGUAUAGUCAGCAGUUUAUGGCAGGUGUCGUUCCAUUUUGUGUGUCUUACAGAAUUUCUAUGGUAUCUUUAUUUGGUUUAACCUAAUGAUUUUACAUUUAGAAAUGAUAGGUUAGUUGUAUAGGCAGACUGCAUAUCAUCACAGCGAUAUUUUAUUUGAUGAAUGCAAGGGAGGUAACUAUAUAUAUUUACAGCCCUAAAAGUUCACCUAUUACAGGUUAGGUUUAACCCGACAAAAAUGGCAAGUUGUAAGUUUGGCAGUUAAGUUCAUUCUCAAUAUUUCAUUCUUAAAGUUAAUCAAGUACAAAGGAAGAUAAUUACAUACCCUAUAUCCAGAUUUUCAGGGUAAACAAAUUCAAAGGAGAUAAUUAUCUAACAUAGGUUAACUAAAUACAAGGGAGAUAACUAUAUAACAUAUAUCCAGAUCAUUAAGGGAAGUGUUAACAAAACACAAAAGAGAUAAUUAUAUAUCAUAUAUUCAGAUCUUCCAGGUUACUAAAUACAGGAGGUAAUUAUCUAACAUAAGUUAACCAAAUACAAGGGAGAUAAUUAUCUAACAUUGGUUAACCAAAUACAAGGGAGGUAAUUAUCUAACAUUGGUUAACCAAAUACAAGGGAGAUAAUUAUCUAACAUUGGUUAACCAAAUACAAGGGAGGUAAUUAUCUAACAUUGGUUAACCAAAUACAAGGGAGAUAAUUAUCUAACAUUGGUUAACCAAAUACAAGGGAGGUAAUUAUCUAACAUUGGUUAACCAAAUACAAGGGUGAUAAUCAUAUAACAUGUAUUCAAGUUCUUGAUGGUUACUAAAUACAAAGGUUAUUAUUAUCAAAUAUAGAAUAAUAGAGACAAGGAGAUAACAUAUGAUCAUGGUUUUAAAGUUACAUUUUACCAACCACUAUAUAAUGAUGGCAAGAUGUUGAAUUCACAGGUUGCCUGGAGCUUAACCUGCAUAUUAGCAGAAUCAAUGCAUUGAAUAAACAAAGUCAUUUAUGUAACCAGAUUUAUCAUUUUACUAAAUCUACCCUGAAGUGGUAUUUAGAAAAUGUUGUAAAUGUUUUCAAGGGAUUGCUUUAAAGUAGUUCAUACAUGUACACCUAAGCGAGAUGUGUGUGAAUAUCAAGGCACCCACAAUUAACACCAAGUGAGAAUGCUUAGUACUAGUAGAGAUGUGUGAUAGAGGACUUCACAGGAAGUGUGUUAGUGGUACUGGAUUAUGUGCAAUAUAGACAUUAACAUUGUUUUGAAUUGAUGUUGAGGUGUGUGCUGUAUAUCACUGUUGAUUGUUACUCUGUGUAAUAUGUUAUUUGUUAUGUUGCCUCAAUGUAAUAAACAUUUUAGGCUUAAUGUGAUACAGUCUUACUCCUGUUUAAAGGUCAUGAUUUGUAAUUAAUAUGGAUUCAUAUCACUUAUCAUGUUUAACAAAAAUCUUACAGCAGUCAAAAUGUACUAAGAUUCUUGAAUUUUCAUGCCAUAAAAAAAUUAAGGAAACUGAUGCUAUUGAACUGAGAAAUGCAUUAAAAGUGUCAACUAAUGAUAAUUCUGAUAAAACAUUGUUGUACAUUUGACUAUGCCUAAAUGAUGUGUGUAAGACAUGUCGACAAUGUUACAUAUUUCACUUUCCUCCAGUGAUUUGUACUAGAAAUAUUAAUAACGUUAUAGUCAUUUCACUAUCCCUAGGUGAUGUGUGUCAGAGAUAUCAACACUGUUAUACAUUUCACUAUCCCUAGGUGAUGUGUGUCAGAGAUAUCAACAAUGUUACACAUUUCACUAUCCCUAGGUGAUGUGUUUCAGAGAUAUCAACAAUGUUAUACAUUUCACUAUCCCUAGGUGAUGUGUGUCAGAGAUAUCAACAAUGUUAUACAUUUCACUAUCCCUAGGUGAUGUGUGUCAGAGAUAUCAACAAUGUUACACAUUUCACUAUCCCUAGGUGAUGUGUUUCAGAGAUAUCAACAAUGUUACACAUUUCACUAUCCCUAGGUGAUGUGUUUCAGAGAUAUCAACAAUGUUAUACAUUUCACUAUCCCUAGGUGAUGUGUUUCAGAGAUAUCAACAAUGUUAUACAUUUCACUAUCCCUAGGUGAUGUGUUUAAGAGAUAUAAACAAUGUUAUACAUUUCACUAUCCCUAGGUGAUGUGUUUCAGAGAUAUCAACAAUGUUAUACAUUUCACAAUUCCAUUGUGGUGUAGUAAUACAAUAAAAGGUAUGUUUAUAAUCUUUUUUACAAAGUAUGCAUGUAGUUAUCAAAUUCAAAUCAUUUUUUACAAAAAGUACUUAAAGUAUUGUUUGAUUUGAAUCAGAACAUUUCAUACAUAUUGUAAUAUUCACUAUGGUAUGUAUUGUUAAUGCUGUUACCCAUACAUGCACAAAGUAUGUCAUAUGACCUCUUGUUAUACAUACUUGCAUGUGGUGUUAGUGUAUUAAUUAAUCAUAAUGAAAUUAGGUCGUGGCUGUAGUAGUGCAUCAGUGAUAUCAGGUCACAAUAGGUAAUACAUGAAUGUGGUAUGACUUGUGAUAAGUAACACAUGUUUAUGCUAUCUAUAUGAUGCCUGUGUUGUAUAUGAUAUAAAUCAUAGGUAAUAAUGUAGACAUGGAGCAUUACAUGUAUAUAUAACAUUGUGUGGAAGUGAGGUCCUGAUAAUGUAUAGAACUAAUCUAGUGUACGUCAAAGAUUUGUAUGAGAGUAAAUCCCUCUACCAUUAUGAUGUGAGACUAAAGUGUAAUUACAUUGUUGAAUCAUAGUAACCUACAUAUACUAUUGUACAUAGAUUCUAGUGUAGGACUGAGGGGUAGGGAGUGUUUCCUUGGGUAAUACACCUACAUAUUCCCUCUGUUUUACUUACUACAUCAGGAUGUUUAAGAGGGGUGAUUUACCUACACCUUCCUGGUGUUUUACCAGUAUAUGAUGAAGGAAUGUUGCUAUAUGUAAUGACACUAACUGUUCCCCUGUUUUACCUACCAAAAAAUACAGACAUGGAGUGUUGAUGUCCGAAUCCAUUGUCAGCUUGGAGCAGCAACGAAGCAUAAUUUAGUGUCUUUAGUUUUCUUUUCCAUUAGUAAUCAAUAGUGGACAUUUUGGUGACGGUUCGGAGACAUGGCACACUAGACAGACAAGCUACUGCCUGCUUUUACAUUUAUGUUGCCAUUGUUACUACAUGUCCUACAACUACUGCUAGUUUUAUUUUUGUUUUUGUUACAUUUUUGUUGCCAUUUAUACCUAUUUUAUUUACUGUUAUAAAUAUUGUAUACUUAAUUCAGUUAUCUAUUUAAGGAAAUUAAGCACUGAUACAGUUGUAUUACACUAUGAAAUUAUUGACAGUAUUAUUUGUAUCAUUUCACAGAUUCAAACAUCAAUUACUGAUGUUGAGAAUUCAUUAGGUUUUGUUUACUAGACAAAUAUUUAUAUAACCACAUCCUCCAGUAAUUGAAAUACUCAUCGUGUAAUAUAUGACAGUUUGUGACUGGUCACCAUGAUUACCAUUUAAAGGUAUGUCUUUGGAUUCGCUUCUCUUGCAAGAGAUACUCAAGGAGUGUUUGUAGAUGAAAGCUGUCUUCACAAUAACUGUGGUAGCAUUGUGUAUGGACAUAGAUCAGACGACCCGAUAACUACUACAGUAGAGGUCUCUAUGGAGGCUGAUCAGGCACCCUGAAAACCAAUACAGUAAAGUUCUGUAUGGAGGCUGAUCAGGCACCCUGACAACCGAUACAGUAGAGGUCUGUAUGGAGGCUGAUCAGACACCCUGACAACCGAUACAGUAAAGUUCUGUAUAGAGGCUGAUUAGGCACCCUGACAACCGAUACAGUAAAGUUCUGUAUAGAGGCUGAUCAGGCACCCUGACAACCAAUACAGUAGAGUUCUGUAUGGAGGCUGAUCAGACACCCUGACAACCAAUACAGUAGAGUUCUGUAUGGAGGCUGAUCAGACACCUUGAAAACUACUUCAGUAGAGUUUUGUGUGCUGAUGUAAUCUACUCUCCCUGACUUUCUAGAUUAGGUCGUAUUGUAAAAUAUAAUGGCUAGUUUUUCCAGUGUCAUUGUUUGACUUUGGUGAGGUUUGUUUUCCAUUACCCUGUAUAAUCAUUCACACCAAUAGAGUAUGAUCACAAUUUGUAAAUGUGGUAUGACGUAAGUUAAAUAAAUAUAGUAAAUCUG